GCUCACGGAAAAAGCAAGGGAAAAGAUAUGAAUAAGGUUCAGUGUUUUAGUUGCAAGAAUUAUGGGCAUAUUGCAGCAAAUUGUACCCAGAAAUUUUGCAAUUAUUGCAAAAAGCAUGGGCACAUCAUCAAAGAUUGUUUAACUUGCCCUCAAAAUCGUCAAAACACUGCUUUUCAGGCAACAAUUGGCAAUUCUUCUAUAGAUCAGAUUCAAACUGGGCCCUCAACUAUGUCAACAAUCAAUCAAAUUGCUCAAUUCACUGUUCUUACUCCUGAAAUAGUGCAACAAAUGAUAGUUUCAGCCCUCUCAGCUCUGAGACUCCAAGGAUCAGGAAUCGGGGACGGUGAUCGCGAAGGGGCCUAAAGUCGGAUGUUUAUUUCCUCUGCACAUUUCCAUUCCUAGUAAUGUUUCUUUAGCAUGUUCUGCUGUUAUUAAUAAAAAUGAAGUGUGGCAUAAACGUUUGGGACACCCCAAUUCUACUAUAUUGUCUUAUUUGUUGAAUUCUGGUUUAUUAGGCAAUAAUAAUAAAUUUUCAAGCAUUUCUUUUGAUUGUUCAACUUGUAAAU
Molecule: messenger RNA, 566 nt
Organism: Nelumbo nucifera (sacred lotus)
Lineage: Eukaryota; Viridiplantae; Streptophyta; Magnoliopsida; Proteales; Nelumbonaceae
Source: RefSeq, a predicted model, not a curated record